CCAAACCAGCAAAUCCGUAUCUUCUUCUUCAUCUUCCUCCUAAUCUUCUCAUAAAUUAUGAAUAAAUAAAAACCCAACCAAAAAAAAAAUCAUCUCUUUAACUGAAAAUCGUCGAAAAUUUCACUUUUCUGUGAUGGGUCGGGUGCAGGAGAAGCUGCGGUCCUUCUUCAGCAACCGAUGGCUGGUUUUCGUGGCGGCAAUGUGGGUGCAGUCCUGUGCGGGAAUCGGCUACUUGUUCGGGAGCAUAUCACCGGUGAUCAAGAGCUCCAUGGACUACAAUCAGCGGGAGAUUGCGCGGCUGGGCGUGGCUAAAGAUCUCGGGGACAGCGUUGGGUUUUUGGCGGGGAGUUUGUGCGAGGUGCUGCCUCUGUGGGCGGCGCUGCUCGUUGGUGCUCUGAUGAAUUUUGUUGGGUACGGUUGGGUGUGGCUUGUUGUUACUGGUCGAGCUCCUUCGCUGAACUUGUGGGCUAUGUGCAUUCUUAUAUUUGUGGGAACAAACGGCGAGACCUUCUUCAACACAGUUGCUCUGGUCUCUUGUGUGCAAAACUUCCCAAAAAGUCGGGGUCCCGUGGUUGGAAUACUCAAGGGCUUUGCUGGGUUGAGCGGCGCAAUUCUGACACAGAUAUAUGUGAUGAUCCAUUCCCCAGAUCAUGCAUCUUUGAUUUUCAUGGUUGCGGUUGGUCCAGCAAUGGUGGUUAUUGCAUUAAUGUUUAUAGUCAGACCGGUUGGAGGUCACAGACAAGUCCGGCCAACCGAUUCCAUGAGCUUCACGUUUAUUUAUAGCCUGUGCCUCCUAUUAGCUGCUUAUUUGAUGGGGGUCAUGCUAGUUGAAGAUCUAAUUGAUUUGAGCCACACCGUGAUGGUUAUAUUUACAUCGGUUUUGUUUGUGCUCCUGUUGAUUCCCGUUGUGAUUCCCAUUUCGUUGAGCAUUUCCUCCGAGGCAAGAUCUCUAGAAGAAGAGGCACUCCUACCCGAGCCACAGACACAAGACCGUGGGAAAUCUGGGCACGAUGCAAAUGAGGUAAUAUUUAGUGAGGUGGAAGACGAGAAGCCUAAGGAAAUGGACUUACUUCCAGCAUCCGAAAGGCAAAAACGAAUUGCGCAAUUGCAGUCGAAACUAUUCCAAGCAGCUGCCGAAGGAGCAGUUAGGAUUAAGAGGAGGAGAGGUCCGCAUAGAGGGGAGGACUUCACAUUGACACAAGCUUUGAUCAAAGCCGACUUUUGGCUUAUUUUUUUCUCACUUCUCUUGGGUUCUGGAUCUGGUUUAACGGUGAUUGAUAACCUCGGUCAGAUGAGCCAGUCUCUCGGGUAUGACAAUACGCAUAUAUUUGUGUCCAUGAUCAGCAUCUGGAACUUUCUUGGUCGGGUUGGUGGCGGUUACUUCUCUGAGAUCAUUGUGAGGGACUUUGCUUAUCCAAGACCGGUAGCAAUGGCCGUGGCACAACUCCUUAUGGCAGUUGGGCAUAUCUUCAUUGCUUUCGGAUGGCCUGGGGCAAUGCACAUUGCCACCAUCUUGGUUGGGCUAGGCUAUGGGGCUCAUUGGGCUAUCGUGCCAGCUGCUGCUUCUGAAUUGUUUGGCUUGAAAAAGUUCGGGGCUUUAUACAAUUUCCUCACAAUUGCAAACCCUGCUGGUUCGUUGCUCUUUUCUGGCCUGAUUGCUAGCAGUAUAUACGACUUUGAAGCUGAGAAGCAAGCUCAUCAGCACCAUCACCCGCAUAUGAGUCCAGGAACAUCAGUUUUCCAAGGCAUGCUUCGAAUGGACGCACCAAAGUGUGACGGUUCUAUAUGCUUCUUCUUAACUUCGUUAAUCAUGUCCGGAUUAUGCAUUGUUGCCUUUGUUUUAAGCAUGAUUCUGGUACAUCGGACUAAGAUUGUAUACGCCCACCUGUAUGGAAAAUCACGUCCAGCUGGGAUUUCAUGAGCUGAGGCUUCCGUUCAAUACAUCCUGUAUUUUUUUCUGAUUUGCCCUUUUCGAACGACAUUGUAUUUCUUCCAAAUUGUUUGAUGUUUCUAUACUUUGUCUGAGGUUGUGUAGAUUCUUCGUGUGUUUCUGUAACCACAUUUCAAGGAUGAUGGAGGCAAGUGCACGGUUUUUCAGAACUCUCGAGGAUCAGUGUCCCAAUUCAGUGUUAUGUUAUGUUUGGUCGUGUAAGAUUGUCUUUUCGAGUAUCAGAACGUUGUGUUGAAUUUUGCCUGUCAAUUGACAUUGAAAAUUUUUGUUUCAUGAUCAGUUGUGUCCACAAGUUUCCCAUUAAUUGAUAGUAAGAUUGUCUCUUAUUUCGU
This is a messenger RNA of Malus domestica (apple), 2283 nucleotides long. Its product is annotated as protein NUCLEAR FUSION DEFECTIVE 4-like. Gene Ontology annotation, cellular component: membrane. NCBI's taxonomy places the organism in Eukaryota, Viridiplantae, Streptophyta, Magnoliopsida, Rosales, Rosaceae. The record is from RefSeq and is a predicted model, not a curated record.